Numida meleagris (helmeted guineafowl) is the source of this 7417-nucleotide messenger RNA. Its product is annotated as Y+L amino acid transporter 2-like. The record is from RefSeq and is a predicted model, not a curated record. Gene Ontology annotation, biological process: amino acid transmembrane transport. The transcript has 12 exons. Lineage: Eukaryota; Metazoa; Chordata; Aves; Galliformes; Numididae. Gene Ontology annotation, cellular component: membrane. Gene Ontology annotation, molecular function: L-amino acid transmembrane transporter activity. The coding region runs from base 3477 to 5000 and encodes 507 amino acids.
UCAGAGUUUGUUGUUUUGCCCAACUAGAGCUAUCUUGGUAUCCAGUUUUACAAAGUCUAUCACUCUUUGUGCUGUCAAGCAACAAAGAUUUACACGCAAGUACUAAGCUAGCAUCUCCUGCUGCAUACCUGCAAAUAUGUUUGUUUAACCGGUUCUUUUUCUCAAAUCUUAUUUUUCAAGGACAUCUUAUCCUUUCUUCUUUCAUCUCACCCCACCGCUCUGCCAAUACACAGCGGUAUUCUGUGUGUUCCUUACUUCUUCAUUAGCAAUUCCAAAGAGAUUUUUCAGCUUCCUCACUGCCAGGAGGAAUGCUGUUGAUGUUUCAGAACACUGUUCUUGUUGACACUAAGAGCUUUCUGCUGAGCUGUAAUAGCUCGUUAACAGCCUUUUGACUUUCACAUUGCCAAAGUAGUAACCUAGGUCAAACUAUUCUGCACUUGUUAUGGUUAGAUCUCAAAUACCAUUUUAGCACCUAUUGUAAUUAUCUGUAUUCAUCUUUUUAUUUUCACUCUGAUUAAUAUCUUGUGUCAUUAGACUCAGAAUAUCCUGAGUUGGAAGUCUAACUGAGUCAUUCAGUCUAACUCCUGGCUCCACGCAGGACUACCCAAAAUUCAAACCCUAUGUCUGACAGCAUUGUGCAAAUACUUCCUAAACGCCAGCAGCCGUGACGACUGCCGUGGGGAGCCUGUUCCAUGCCCACCAUCGUCUUGCAAAGAACCUUUACCUAAUAUCCAAUCUGGUUAUUUUUGACCCUCUUUACAACAUAUACUAUACUAUCAUUACAUAUACGUCAUUGGCAGCAUCUGGACACCACCUGAUCUUCAUGAUAUGCUGCUACACUUCAAGAAGAACCUUUCAUAAAUAGUCUGUACUUGUUAUAUGGACAUAUCUAUUUAGAUUGGCACAUGGAGCAAGCCCAACCAUAGCUCAGUCCUGCAUGUGUUGCUGCUCCACUGACACACUGACCAGCCAUAGAGUUCAUUGAUCUUCAUGUUCGUCUCCCACACCUUGCGUUAACAUGGUUGGUGGAGAUUUCUUGGCGUGCCCUGUGUGCUAUGUUCUGUCCUGCAUGAGCUUUGUUAACUUACCUAAAGAUCUGAUUUCAAUUAGUCAACACAAAGAUUGACCUCCUUUUGUCAUUCAGACUCUUGCAACUAAUGUCAGUGGGCAUUCAGUGGCACCUUUUCAAUCGGGAUUAGUUGUAAGUGUUCCAAUUGUAGAUGAAGCCUGCGCCAGAUAAAGCAAUAAGAUGGUUGAUGGAAGGAGGAAGGGGAUGGAGGCAGGGAAUAGGAGAAAGUAGAGAGGUUGGCAGAGGUGAAGCUAUACUGUUAGCUGCAUCAGGGCAAUGGUAUGAAUGAAAAGGUCUUUAGAAAUAAUGGGAACACUCUUGUUUCCAGUGCAGAGCAGUAAUGGCAGUGUAAGCAAGAAACCAAAGGAUAUCACAACCUUUUCAGGCAAGUGUACUUCCCUCUUUUGUUCUCUAAGCAAAUGUGUAUUUGCGUAGCAGUAACACAGAAGAAUUGCUAUGUACAGUAAGUUGGCACAGGAGAGAAUCCUCACUGCAGAAGGACUAGUCAUAGACUGCAAGGCUGUAAAAAUGAAUGAGAAAAACAUUGUAAAGGAAGUCUUAUUCACUUCUUUACAUUAUUCAUGCCAUUUACUUAAAAAUGCAGGAUAAGAAUAAUUCUCCUGAUUUGCAGAAUCAAACUCCAUAACCUGAGAUUAGGUUAUAAAGCAGGUAUGUUAAUUACAGUGCUGCGCCCACACCAGAUGCGAGGGGGGUCACCGCCCUACCAAACUCGCAUAACCAUGGGCAGAAAUGUUAGAUAUUUAAAAGCCAGGCUUAUACAUAUUCAGCAGGUUUCCUGGGAUCCAUCUACAUAUUCAGCAGGUUUCCCCGGACCCAUCUACAUAUUCGUCAUUUCCCGGGAAUUCCUUUGCAUAUGGUCCCUCCCCGUGGUGCAUGCGCUGUAGUUCCUCCUGGUGGUCGUUGGAUGAAGGCUCGACAUCUUCAUCACUGCCCUUUUCACCCCACUGCUGCUUUGCAGAGUCACUCUAGCUUCGGCUGGUUACUUGUACUGGUCCCUGCUGAUAAUGCAGUUUUGCUGAGUUCCUUUUCUUACCUUGCCUUACAUUCUACUUACCCCAGCCCCAUGCAAUAGUUAACGCUUCAACUGUCCUCUCUAACUCACUCCUUUUCAAAGGAACUAGAAUUUGUGUCCAGAGAAGAAAUGUUUAAGAAUUUUCUUUUUUUCAUGCAGGCUGUGUGCUUUAUUAUUGCUCAGUGCUGAUUUCUGUACUGUUACUGUAAAUUUGGGGGAAAUGUUAAAUAUGAUGUAACCAUCAGGGCCAGGCCAGUAAUAAUUUGGAAAGCAUUAAUGGAGAAAAUGCUUUAUGUUCAAGUAUGGAGCCUCUACAGAACAAAAGCAAAGGACUGAAGCCAACUCAACAGUGUGAAGCUGAGGCAAAUGCCUGAUUGACAGUAGCACAGGAAAAAAAACAGUUCAGUGCCUAAACUAAGAAACAUGAUAAAUUCAAACUUAAAUUUCAGAUUGAAAGUAAUUUUUCAUUCUUGAAAAUAGGAUUACAGACUUGCUUUCUACGCUACAGUCUGUUAAUACUGCCCUGGCAGGAGCAAAAAAAAUUAAGGUGAUAGAGGCCCUGAGUAAAGAAUGUAACGCUCAGCCUCUCUUUUCCAGCUCAGACUAACACCCCUGCAAAAUGUCUGUUGCCAAAAUGUUUCUUGAUACAUUAGGAUGUAUGUAACUACAAACUUGGGACAGCUGAAAUUGUGCAAUCAUUCCACGCAAACUGAAAGAGUUUCAGGGAUAAAUAACUCUUCUUCAUAGGUAAAAAAAAAACCAACAAAAUAAUUUGGAGGCUGUUUAUUCAAAAUACUUUAAAAAAAAAAACAAAACCCACAGCCGUUCCUAUGUAAACAUUAACAGCGGACCUGUCUCAAUCUAUCAUGGGAAGCGUGUUUUUACAAGACAUUACUAUAAAAGGAAGAAAUAGGAGGAGCACCGACUUACGAUUGAAAACUUUGGGAUGUUUGUAUUUUUCCUUUGGGUCAUUGUGCCUUGCAGAAUGGAAUAUGAAACACGAUGCAGCACUCCUGCUUGUUCUCCAGUUGGAAUACUGAGGCUGACUGGAGGGAUAUCUGUGUUUGAAUGCAAUUAUUUCCCAUCUGGAUUCUGAUUAAGUGCUGUUACUGGUGCUUCAACUCAGGGGACUGACGAUUCUUGAUCUGCUGCAUCAGCCUCUCCUAAAUGCCCUUUGGUACACGACAAAUUUAUGCCUUACUAUUGGUCUCGUCGUUCAUGGGAAACAAAAAUUCCAGAUAUUGUGCUGUACGUCAUACUGAUCUUUGUUUGUCCGAAGUACUUCAAAGGGAAGACAAUAUAUUGUUUCAGAAGACACAGGUGAAUAUAUUGGCUUUCUAAGGAAAAAAGAGCAGCUGGUAAUACUAUUUGAAGAUGCCAAUCUCCUGGCAAAUAUGCUGCAAGAAAAAGACCAAAUCUAAGAAUGGAAGCACUGAAAUGGACGAUAUGGCAGACACAACUGAAAAAAUGCAGAUGAAAAAAGAAAUUACAUUACUAAAUGGAGUUUCUUUAAUUGUAGGGAAUAUGAUUGGCUCUGGGAUAUUUGUAUCUCCCAGAGGUGUUUUAAUGUACAGUGCUUCCUACGGACUCUCUCUCAUCAUCUGGGCUCUUGGCGGAAUGUUUUCACUGUUUGGAGCUUUAUGUUAUGCUGAGUUGGGAACAUCCAUUGUUAAAUCUGGAGCUAGUUAUGCCUACAUUCUGGAAGCAUUUGGUGCCUUUGUGGCCUUCAUUAGACUGUGGUCUUCUUUGCUAAUUAUUGAACCAACAACUCAGGCAGUGAUAGCAAUCACAUUUGCUAACUAUAUUGUUCAACCGAUUUUUCCUCAUUGUGAGCCACCAUACGAUGCAGUCAGAUUGAUUGCAGCUGCUUGUAUUUGUUCCUUAACGUUUAUUAACUGCGUUAAUGUGAAGUGGGGAACUCGUGUGCAAGAUAUUUUCACAUAUGCAAAAGUUAUGGCCCUUAUCGUGGUAAUAUCUGUUGGCGUUUACAAAAUUGGUAAAGGAGAAACAGAAAACCUCAGAGCUCCCUUUGAGGGCUCAGCAACAGACCCGGGAAUGAUCGCGCUGGCUCUGUACUCAGCCCUCUUUUCCUACUCGGGGUGGGACACCCUGAAUUAUGUCACCGAGGAGAUGCAGAACCCUGAGAGGAAUUUACCUCUUUCUAUUGCAAUUUCCAUGCCUAUUGUGACUAUUAUUUACUUGCUGACUAAUAUAGCGUACUACGUAGUGCUGGACAUGUCAGCACUCCUCACAAGCGAUGCAGUAGCUGUGACGUUCGGCGCUGAAAUGCUUAGUUAUGCUAAAUGGAUAAUUCCUGUAGCUGUGGCCAUGUCUUGCUAUAGUGGCUUGAACUCAUCAAUAAUUGCAGCAUCGAGGCUUUUUUAUGUUGGAGCCAGAGAAGGACACCUCCCUGACAGUCUGAGCUUGAUUCAUAUAAAGUGUUUCACACCAGUCCCUGCUCUUCUCUUUAAUGGUUUAAUGACUUUGCUUUAUCUCCUUGUGGAAGAUGUUUUCCUUCUCAUUAAUUACUAUUGCUUCAACUACUGGCUCUUCGUGGGUCUGUCUAUUGCAGGACUAAUAUACUUGAGAUAUACUCAGCCACGUAGACCACGGCCUAUUAAACUUAAUCUCUUCUUCCCUAUCAUAUACUGUAUGUGUUCCCUUUUCCUGGUCAUAGUUCCUCUCUACAGUGACACGAUCAAUUCCCUGAUUGGCAUUGGUAUUGCCCUCUCAGGUGUUCCUGCAUAUUAUUUAGGAGUCUAUCUGCCAGUUGAAAAAAGACCUAAAUGGCUACAGUGGCUCUCUGUUACAACAACAAAAUACGUUCAGCUGCUCUUCUACUGUGCUCUGUCAGACCUGGACAUAGACAUGGAACCUACAAAAGCUAAAAGCAAAUAGGGUUGCCCUGACAUUGGGAACUGCACUUGACACAUCCUGUCUGGAACAAUUUUUAUAACCUGAAGUUCUCUCCAUAUCCUCAGUUACACUAAAGCACCAGUUUGAUGUCUGUUAAUGUCUGCUUGUUUCAUAAACCACUUGCCAGCCUCUGUUUUACAGGGUUUUUUUUUUUAACUGUUCAGUAACAGUUAUUGAACAGCACUUUGAAACUAUAUAACACUUAUCAGUAGAUAGUUAUUGGGUUCAUUGCAAAAACUUAAUAAAAAACAAAUAAGUUCCAUCAGAAUCCUAAGAAAUAAAUUGAUCAAUGUAACAAAAAUCAGACACGUGCAAGAUUCAAAACCAGAGUUGGAAAGUAGAAGCCACAGUGUACUUCUAAAAAUAUUACUAAAUUCUUAGCUAAAUAAAAAAAUAUAUAGUCAAUACUGGAUAGGAUACAGUUGGCAGUUGGUUUUGGUCAAUUAUAUUUUGUGAGAAAUUCUAUUUUGGUUAUAUGCCAUAUUCAUUACCCUUUUGUGGAGGAAGUAUCCUCUGCAAACAAAUGACGCUCUUGUCACUGAAGUAUUUUUGCCUUCUAGCAGAAUAUCUCGCUGUGGAGCACUGUAAGGUACUGAGCUGCUCCGUUCACUGCAUUCAGGGAAAACACAUUUCCGUAGCAUCCACUGCUUGCUUUCCAGUAUCAAAAGUGUGGCCCAAUGAAUCAUACUAAUUUUUUUUUGCAUAGUAGAACUUAUUUAAGGAUUUUUUAAGUAGAAAUUAAAAGACUUUGACUAAAAAUCCCAUGAGGUUGGAAGGGACCUCUGGAGGUCACCUGGUCCAAAUCCUACAGGGUCACCUAGAGCAGGUUGCCCAGGUUCCUGCUGGCACAGCAACCUUCAGCCCUGCUCUUCAGCACACAAAGAGCCUCCUGCACUGGCUGCCAGACCUCCACAUCUUGCAGCUGCACCCACCAGCGAAAACCAUGAAAUAAAUGGGCAGUGAAGAACAUUACAUUUUUCAGUGUGGUGCACAGGAAUGUGUAACCAGUCCUAAUUCUUAGCAGCUUCAAGUGGAAAAGACAAUAACUGUCAUAGAAAAUAAAAACCAACCGGACUAUAAAAACAACAGUUCCACUUCUAAUCUGCUUCAUAGAUAUGUAGCACUAUUUGUUAUCCUUCUUGUCGAUUCAUACUUUCUGUAACUAUAUUUGAAUGUAGCGUAUAUUGUUUCUAAUUCAAGUCGUAUCAUUGCUACUCAAGUAACCCCAAGUAAGUUAUUUUUUUUUUAAUCUUACAUAAGUCCCUGUAGCUUCUACUAUUAUUUUCUUUAUUUGUGUCUAUCCAGACAAAGAGAAAUGGAAUAGGGAAGAAGGCAAUUGUUGCCACUGUAACCUUCCUUUAUUCCCUCCCUACAGUGUAAGGUCAUUUGCAAGAUGAUAAUUCCAUGCAUCUCCAGCCCUAUGCUUGCUGGUAGUUCUUCUGUGAAACUUUCUGUUCAUAUUCAAAUGCCACCCAUUGCAGCAUUUGUGGGAUUUUCUUUUGAUGCAAAGUGCUAAGUGAUAAAAAUGCACUAAACUAAGGUAAGGUGAAGAUCCUAGAAAUGUAUAUUUUGCUUUUUGGAAGCUAUGAAUUUCAUGCACUAAAAUCACUUAAAUAUCACAAUCACAGAACAUUAAGAGGAAAGAAGAUCAAGGGUGUAAUUUAGCUUGCCCCAUUCAGAGCACUCCCAUGUACUCUUCAUGUACCCAAGUGCCUCUGUUACAGUAUAGCAUGGUGUUCAUUCUGCUCUAUGACUUCACAGAAAUACUGCAUUGUCAUCUUUUGAAGGCACCAGUUAACGAUGAAGUUGAGAUCCCACAGGGCACACAGAGAAUAUAAACCCUACAAGACAGUGCCAAAUUAAACCUAGCAGUCUUUGUCUCCGGAGUUCAAAGUCACGCUUGGUGAUGAGCUUUGUGUCACAUCAAGAAAGCACUGCACCAUGCUAUAAAGUUGUUCUUUACAGGACCAAAUCUACUAAGUGGUUUGAGACAACUGAAAUGAUAUCUCAGGUUGUAACAGACAGCGGGCACCAAAGGUAGUGUAAGAAGGACUAGGAACAUUUCCAUAGAAAUUCAGAGCUGAUAAACUUUGUGGUUUUUUGUUGAAAUCUGUUUUUGUAUGAAUCUGUUUCCUUUCUGGGCACCACAUGCAAGCUUCCAUUUUCUUUCUUUCUGGACAGGAGACAAGUGGAAGUGUAUUAGUAGUAAGAUGCAAUGCUAUAAAUGUGAAUACUGUUAUUGAAAUUCUGGAUGGACAUUGGAAUCUCAGAAAUGUUCAUGUAUUUGUUGAUUUUUAAUUCCUUACGAAUAACAUGUGUAGUUGUUUUCAAAUAUCGAAAGCCAAGUCACAGAUGCUGAAAUAUUUAAAUAAAUCACAUUUGAUCCUUGGCAAAUGCUA